This is a messenger RNA of Dromiciops gliroides (monito del monte), 363 nucleotides long. Its product is annotated as mediator of RNA polymerase II transcription subunit 27-like. The record is from RefSeq and is a predicted model, not a curated record. NCBI's taxonomy places the organism in Eukaryota, Metazoa, Chordata, Mammalia, Microbiotheria, Microbiotheriidae. The transcript has a single exon. The coding region runs from base 1 to 363 and encodes 120 amino acids. Gene Ontology annotation, cellular component: mediator complex. Gene Ontology annotation, biological process: regulation of transcription by RNA polymerase II. Gene Ontology annotation, molecular function: transcription coactivator activity.
AUGGCAGAUGUGUUGACCGUCAGGGUGAAUCUGGUGGCCUUCGCUCAGACCAUUGGCUCUAUACAGGCGCUGCGCUCUAGCGUGAGUCAGGUGUUCGACUGCUUGAAGGAUGGCAUAUGGAACAAGUUGACGCUGGAGAGCCGGGAGAAGGCUUUCAUCGUCCACUUCCAGGACCAUGUGCACUCCAUCAAUCGAGACCUCAAUGAACUGGAGCAUCUGAGUAACUUGGUAGGCAAGCCAUCUGAGAACCAUCCUCUUCAUAAUAGUAGAUUGUUAAGCCUAGAUCCUGUUCAGGACAAGGCAGCAUGUUCUUCUGUGUUUGUUAGGGGUGAGCUUAUCCUUCUGGAGCUAUUGUCAUUUUAA